AUGACUAUUGAUUUGGGAUUGGGAUUGAACGUGUCGAGAAAAGAAGACGCCGUACUAUCUAUACUGUUGUCCUCCAACCUCGCCAACCCGCAUGCCACUGCCCGCCACGGCCUGGAGUGGUAUCGGCACCCGCCCACGGAGCACGAUGACGAUGUGCCUGGGCCGCCCCCUGGGUGGAUCUUCAAUCCACUAGUGCCCUGGCCCGCUCCGGGGGAGACUUGCUUUGCCGCCAUUCUGGGAUGA
Messenger RNA from Penicillium lagena, 243 nucleotides. RefSeq lists its product as uncharacterized. Lineage: Eukaryota; Fungi; Ascomycota; Eurotiomycetes; Eurotiales; Aspergillaceae. The record is from RefSeq and is a predicted model, not a curated record. Bases 1 to 243 code for a protein of 80 amino acids. The transcript has 2 exons.